UAGCCGAAUUGUAGGAUAGGUUAGGCCAGAACGUAUGUACAGCUUCAGUUGACAAUUAGUGUGGAUGCCAGUACGCUAGAACCGGUUGCUGCCAUGUCAGGGCCUUCACCAAUCCGCAUAGUGCUUUGGAACGAUGGAGGCGAAGGGUUAGCCUCGGGUGUCGAGGAUGAGGCCCAGCAGGGGGUCCUUCGCUCCUUCGCGAACUUGAUUUCGGAAGUCAUUGAUUCGGUGCUUGGGCUGCCGCAAUUUAGACACGUCGAGGCUGUUGAGGCAGAGGACGCCGCCGAGGAUGGAGCGCCCACGCUGUCGAUUGGCUUCGACUCUGCGGGAGCGGACAGCCAAGUCGACCUCGACAAGCUGCGGGGCCAGCUCGAUAUCGCAGGCCUCUUGCUCGGCACAGCCAAACUGCCUGAGGAGCUGGCGUCCGUAGCAGAGGUCGCUGUUACAGACGAGGAGGAGGGCGCAACGGAGCUGCAAUUCAGCGAUGAAGCGCUGGUUAAGGAUGUCUCGUCCAUCAUAAAGCGCGCACGUCUCGAGCGCCGCUACAACAGCUGGUUUCAAAACGUAGCUGACGACUUGGUUCCGGCUCUGGAUGCCGCCUCAGCCGACAAGGAGCUUACGGAGACGCCCAUGGACCCCUUUGACGUGGUGCAGGCCAUCAUCGCACAGCUGGUCCGGGUGGCGGGGCUGUCCCCUCCACGCCCCAACCUGCUGCAGCGCGGCGGCAUGCUCAUAGGCGGGGUCCUGGGGGUGCCCCGCGCGGCGUUGCGGCAGGUCACUAAGCGGCUGGGUCGCGCGCAGCAGCUGUGGUGGCGGCUGGAGGAUGUGGCGCUGGACGGCUCCCGGGCGGCGGCCAAGCUGGCGGUGCGGGCGGCGCGGCCGCUGGUCAUAGGCUUCGUGCUUCACCGCGCCCUCCGCACGCUUGACAACAGCCGCAGCCUGGACGCCCGGCUGUCGCGCCUGCCGCCACAGCAGGCGGAGCAGGAGUACUACUCGGCGCUGCUGGGGCCGGACUGGCAGCAGCAGAUGCAGGCGGACAUGGAUAAGGCCUGCCAGGAUGUGCAGGAGGGGCUGAUCACGGACGACAUCAACGAGGAGAAGCGGCUCAUGACUGCCGCGCAGCUGCGGCGGCUGGAGGUGGAGGAGUGGGACAAGCAGCGCAUGAAGAACUUCUACCUCUCCUCCUUCGGCGGCCUCAAGUGGUUCGCCGACAUGGAGCAGCAGCUGCACAACCCGCUGUUCAUCGAGAGCCGCGGCUGGACGGACCCGGUGGAGAACUGGGUGGGGCGCAACCGGACGUACCCGGGAGACCUGCCCAGCGGCCAGUACAUGUCGGGCGAUGUGGCGCAGGCGGCUCUGCAGCUCAAGGAGGCGGAGCUGGGUCGGCCGCUGAGCCGGGAGGAGGUGGCGCGGGUGCUGACGCGGGGGGCGGAGAUGACGGGCGGGCUGCUGGCGGCGGGGGGGCGGCGGGACGCGGGUAUGGCGGCGGCGCUGGCUGCGGGGGGCGCGGUGGUGCCGCGCAAGGCAAAGUAGGGGGCUAAGCAAGGCGGAGUAUGGGGAGUGGUAAAAAUAAAGAAACACUGACAAACUGGUGGUGAGGGGAAGAGGAUGGUGGGCGGGGUAAGGAGUGGUGAUGUGGGAAAGGGGGUGGUUUAGGUGGUUGAAGGAUGGGAGUGGCAGGAGGAGGAGAUGGCAUCAGGGCCUGCGGCAAGAGGCGAGAGUGGAGUAAUCGGGUCGGGAGGAAGCGGUGGGCAGGAGCCAGAGUGGUUGUGGAGGAGGGUGUGUACGGAGCGCAGUAGCGCGUUGCGUUGAAGGGCCAGAAGGGAAAGGGGUGAGAAGGCAGUAAAGAGGUAAGAUGCUGGAUGGCAGCUGACGGGCUUUCCUGUUGCGGUCUUUUGGAAAGUCGCAAAAUGCACCUCUCUUUGUGGAGGAAUAAUCCUGCCUGGAAACACUUUUACACCAUCCCGGCGAGGGAACUCGGCCGGCAUGCUUGGUCUUCGUCCUUUUGUCAAACGGCAGCUUUAUUAACGGUGUUAGUGAUAGACCGUGCUGGACAUGAAAGAGUGCGCGGAGGCCUGACCUCUUACCGAGACCCAAGACGUGCAAAGCAGUAACGUUGAAGCGCGCUGGGAUGGAGGCUGAAAGGGCUGUGGGUGUGCUUGUUUUCGUUGGGAAACGCCGGCGACGGCUUUGCUUCAAUCACACGUCGUGAGCUUGCAAUUUUGUGUGCUUCAUGCUAGCAAGUGAUCGAUGUUGCGAGUUUCUAGGAGCGCUUUCGCUGGUUCAUCCAAAGAUGUGGGUUGCAUGGCGGCGCGCGCCAAAAUGUUGGCAUGUAAAAGGAGCUAUGGUCUCCCACAAUACCGGUAAUAAGCUUAAAGGGUAGUUAGG
Molecule: messenger RNA, 2388 nt
Organism: Astrephomene gubernaculifera
Lineage: Eukaryota; Viridiplantae; Chlorophyta; Chlorophyceae; Chlamydomonadales; Astrephomenaceae
Source: the annotation of a GenBank genome assembly